AUGGGUAAGGAAGAAAAGACUCACAUUAACCUGGUCGUUAUCGGCCACGUCGAUUCCGGCAAAUCCACUACCACUGGUCAUUUGAUCUACAAGUGCGGUGGUAUUGACAGCCGUACCAUUGAGAAGUUCGAGAAGGAAGCUGAAGAGUUGGGCAAGAAAUCCUUCAAGUAUGCGUGGGUUCUUGACAAACUGAAGGCUGAGCGUGAACGUGGUAUCACCAUCGACAUUGCUCUCUGGAAAUUCGAGACCCCCAAGUACAAUGUCACUGUCAUUGACGCCCCUGGCCAUCGUGAUUUCAUCAAGAACAUGAUCACUGGUACUUCCCAGGCUGAUUGUGCUAUUCUCAUCAUUGCUGCCGGUACUGGUGAGUUCGAGGCUGGUAUCUCCAAGGAUGGUCAGACCCGUGAGCAUGCUCUGCUCGCUUUCACUCUAGGAGUGAAGCAGCUUAUCGUCGCCAUCAACAAGAUGGAUACCACUAAGUGGUCCGAGACCCGAUUCAAUGAAAUUAUCAAGGAAGUCACCAAUUUCAUUAAGAAGGUCGGAUAUAACCCCAAGACUGUUCCUUUCGUUCCCAUUUCUGGUUUCGAGGGUGACAACAUGAUCGAGCCCUCUGCCAACUGCCCAUGGUACAAGGGCUGGUCCAAGGAGACUGCUCAGGGCAAGUACUCUGGCAAGACCCUUCUUGAGGCCAUCGACGCCAUUGAGCCCCCCACCCGUCCUACCGAUAAACCUCUCCGUCUUCCCCUCCAGGAUGUCUACAAGAUCUCCGGUAUUGGCACUGUUCCUGUCGGACGUGUUGAGACUGGAGUCAUCAAGCCCGGUAUGGUCGUGACCUUCGCUCCCGCCAACGUCACCACUGAAGUCAAGUCCGUCGAAAUGCACCACCAGCAGCUUACCGCCGGUAACCCCGGUGACAACGUCGGCUUCAACGUCAAGAAUGUUUCCGUCAAAGAAGUCCGCCGUGGUAACGUUGCCGGUGACUCUAAGAAUGAUCCCCCAAAGGGCUGCGAUUCCUUCAAUGCCCAGGUCAUCGUCCUCAACCACCCUGGUCAGGUUGGCGCUGGUUAUGCCCCAGUCCUCGACUGCCAUACUGCCCACAUUGCCUGCAAAUUCGCUGAGCUCCUUGAGAAGAUUGAUCGACGAACCGGAAAGUCUGUUGAGAACAACCCCAAGUUCAUCAAGUCCGGUGAUGCUGCUAUCGUCAAGAUGAUUCCUUCCAAGCCCAUGUGCGUUGAGGCUUUCACUGAGUACCCCCCACUUGGACGUUUCGCUGUCCGUGACAUGAGAAGAACUGUUGCUGUCGGUGUCAUCAAGUCCGUCGUCAAGUCUGACAAGGCUGGCGGUAAGGUUACCAAGGCUGCCCAGAAGGCCACCAAGAAAUAA
Messenger RNA from Paracoccidioides brasiliensis Pb18, 1383 nucleotides. Its product is annotated as elongation factor 1-alpha. Gene Ontology annotation, biological process: translational elongation; translation. Gene Ontology annotation, molecular function: GTPase activity; GTP binding; translation elongation factor activity. The transcript has 6 exons. Bases 1 to 1383 code for a protein of 460 amino acids. The record is from RefSeq and is a predicted model, not a curated record.